GCCUCCAGUCAACGUGCAGAACGCUUGGCCUGGCCUGUUGCUGCUCUACAUGGCCUGAUGCUGCUCUCAUGGCCUGAAGAUGGUGGGUGCUCUACAUGGCUACAUGGAGCCGCCGAUGAUUCGGUGGUUUUUUUUCUUUUUUCUUUUUUAUAUUUAAUUUAAAUACCAAAAUAUUUUUUUUUAUUUUCAUAUUUUUUUCUUGUGCUGCUGUGGAUGGAUGGCCUGGCUGGUUCCAAUGGAUGGUGGCUGGUUUUUAAUUUUUAAAAUUAAUAAAAUAAAAAAUAAAUUUUUUUAUUAUUUUUAUAAAUUUUUUUGCGUGUGGUGGAUGGUGGUGGUGGUCAACAUGCUCUUGGUUGUUUGGUGGUGGUGGUCAACAUGCUUUUGGAUGGAUUUGUGGUUGAGUGGCUGUUGUGUCUACGUGCCCUUCAACAUCCGUGCUCUUCAUGGUGGUGUUCUUCAACAUGCUCUUCAUGGUGGUGCUCUUCAACAUGCUCUUCAUGGUGGCUGGCCUUAUGGUUUUCUGGCCAGGUAAAAAAUUUUUUUGAUUAAAAAAUCAAAAAUUUGCUAAAAAUGCGCACGCGGGCCUUAUUUCCUCUUUCUUGUUGUCCUUUGUCUUUGUUUUCAUUUUUGUUCAUUUUUUUAAAUAUGUUUUUCAGCGAAAAAAAAGGUGAAGUGGCUGGUGGAAUGGAUGGUGGUGGAGUGGAUAUGGAGUUGUGGUGGUGGAUGGAAUUGGUAAUGGAAAAAGUUUUUCAGGUUUU
Molecule: messenger RNA, 758 nt
Organism: Meloidogyne enterolobii
Lineage: Eukaryota; Metazoa; Nematoda; Chromadorea; Rhabditida; Meloidogynidae
Source: the annotation of a GenBank genome assembly